This is a messenger RNA of Fusarium musae, 1182 nucleotides long. RefSeq lists its product as uncharacterized. Lineage: Eukaryota; Fungi; Ascomycota; Sordariomycetes; Hypocreales; Nectriaceae. Bases 1 to 1182 code for a protein of 393 amino acids. Gene Ontology annotation, cellular component: checkpoint clamp complex. The transcript has 4 exons. Gene Ontology annotation, biological process: DNA damage checkpoint signaling; DNA repair; protein N-linked glycosylation. The record is from RefSeq and is a predicted model, not a curated record.
AUGGAUUCUUCGCUGCAUGAGGUCUGGCAAGCUGCUGCUGGCAGUCCCUUCUUCCCUACUGUGAGCAAAGGAAGCCAGUUCUGGGUCGCCUUUUCUUUGCUCCUCCUCGGAUUCUCUCUCACCGGUGUAUUUGCCCUCAACCGCACACUCGUCAACGUACCUGUACUAGGCAUUCCAGCCUCCAUCGCCAUCGCUCACAAUCUCGAAAUGGCUCCAGACGCUCAGCCAAUCUUCCGCGCAGUUGCGACUUCGACCAGGCCACUGUAUCAACUUCUCAGGUGCAUCAACUUUGCACCGAGAGUUCACGUUCAAAUUACAGAGGAUGGCGUUCGUUUCGCUGCUGACCAUGCACGGGUGAUGCAAGGAGUUGCAUUCCUCGAUAAAGCUCUCUUCUCAUCAUAUACAGCCAAUCUCCCUGCUCAGGAUGGCGAUAACCCGCUCGAGCUUCCUAAUUUUCAACUUUCAUUAUCUUCUGUUCUCGAAGUACUCCAGAUUUUUGGAGCCGUAGAUGUAGCCACACGGGCACAAAAAGCAGACCAGGAUCCUUAUCGCAGCAAUCUUCGGAACUAUCGGCCUGAUGCUUUCAGUAACCAAACUCUCGGUAUUUCUGGCACCUGUACCCUGCAGUACAGCCAAGAGGGUGAUCCAUUCAAGAUCACCAUCGAGGAGUCUGGCGUUAAGACAACGGCAUCAUUGACAACCUAUCUACCAGAAAUACCUGAUGAUAUUCCAUUUGACCGCAAUGAUCUGUCCUUCAAAAUCAUUAUGCAAUCUCGAACACUACUCGAUUCUAUGGCGGAGAUUUCUCCAACAGCUCCGACGAAGCUAACUAUCACAACUACCAAAACCUCGCCAUUUCUAUCUCUUGCUGGUGUCGGAGAUCUUGGAAGCUCAGGAGUGGACUUCGCCCGUGGAAGAGACCUUCUCGAAACCUUCAACGUUCAGGAACGCUGGUCUCAGGCGUACAAGUUUGACUUUAUCAAGAAUUCAACAGAAGCAAUGCGGAUAGCCACUAAGGUUAGUUUACGAGGGGAUGGUCAGGGGGUGCUGAGUCUGCAAUUCAUGGUAGAUAUUGAAGGUGGCAAGCGAAGCUUCUUGGACUUUCGGUUCGUUCCAUUCAUCUCGCACGAUGAGGACGAUGAUGAAGAUGAUGAGGCAGAGGAGGCUGGCGAAGUAGACUAG